GCGUGUUCUCCAUGUGUUUCCUAAUCACAGGGAAUUCCCAAAGCACGACUCCAGACCCUCCAGACGCAGUUUAAAAAGAAAUGAGUUCCUGAUCAUUUCUCUGUCUUUUUGUCCGUCAUGGUUCACUUGGUGCCUGGGUCUACAAUGCCUCUCCUGGCUCUGGCUGUAUUUCUGGUCCCCUGGACGGAUUGGUCUGAAGGUCGGCCUCAGUUGAUUGGUUCCUCUCAGCCAAUCAGGGCUCCUCUGGGUAGUGAUGUCCUCCUGCCGUGUAUUUUGCAGCCUGAGCGCAAUAUUGAGGGGAUCUUGGUGAGGUGGUGGCGGCCCAACGUCCCACCGGACCCCCAAGACCCAAAGAGCGACUACUGGUACAUUCACCUGUACCCUGAAAACCAGCAUCAGGAGGACCUGACGAUGCCGUCGUACGUUGGGAGGACGGAGAUGUUCGCAGACGGCCUGAAACUCGGGAACGUUUCCCUCCGGAUCAGAAACCUGCAGCUCUCUGAUGACGGGAGAUACCGAUGUUUCAUCCCAAUGCUGUGGAUUGAUACCGACAUAAUGCUGGAAGUCUUUGAUCCAAUCUCUGAUGACACUUUGACGACCACGCAGUUUCAGGGAAAUCUCCAAACUCCAGAUCCAAAAAAUGAAACUGAUGUCAAAGUUACUGUAGACGCUGUCUCUUUGGUUUUAGUUGGUCGGCACUAUUGGAGCUUGUGCUUCGUGGUUCUGGCUUUCUGCAUCUUACUGGCUGUUGGGCGUUUCCUGAAACACAAGUGUCAAAGACGAGAUCUGCCGUGCUGCUUGUCAGAAACCAACUCACCUCCUUCCUCCUCUGCUGAAUAUGUGGUGAUAAGAGCAUCAGAUGUGGGAUUCUGACCUGCAGCACGUCUGGAAACAAGUGGACCGACCGGGGAAACAACAUCUUGACACGCAAUGCAUUACUGUAAGGACCUGUGUCGACUUUAUCUGUUUCUACUUGUUCCAGAUGAGGGCCGAGCGUAUUGAGCCAAUACCACGUGUUGAGCACAAAACAAAACAAGCACAAACAGAUAGUGAAAACAAAGCGGCAAUGCUCUAAGAGUAACCGUGUACUCUUGGACUCAUUUAGUUUUCUUUGUACUGUUUCUGUUUCUGAUUUGAUGUAAAGCGUCUUUGGGCAUUAGGAAAAGCACUAUCAAAGUCCAAUGUAUUAUUAUUAUUAUUAUUAUUAUUAUUGUUGUUGUUAUUGUUAUUGUUAUUGUUAUUGUUAUUAUUAUUAUUAUUAUUAUUAUUGUACUUUUUCUUAUCACAGUAAAUGCAGCGUGUGUGUGCAUUAAGGGCUUUAAUACCCCACAGAUUGAUGACUAAAAACUAAUUUACUGACGGUGAUCUACCAGCACUAAUGAAGUUAGUCUAGAUAUCACGAAUGUUAAACGGGAUCAAACUAGCCGUUACUUGAAAUACUGGACAGUGUUCUGACGUUAGCUAUGUAGCCAAGUUAGCUCAGUUACUCUCCUACACUGUAAAUGUCAGCCCCCCCCCCCCACCAACUCUGCACAAUUAAGCUGAACCUAAGGCCCCGGCCCCACGGGAACGCAUACGGCAAAACGCAUAGGAUUAACGCAAACGCAAUCGCCAAAAAGCUUCC
Trematomus bernacchii (emerald rockcod) is the source of this 1624-nucleotide messenger RNA. Its product is annotated as butyrophilin subfamily 1 member A1-like. The transcript is spliced from 5 exons. NCBI's taxonomy places the organism in Eukaryota, Metazoa, Chordata, Actinopteri, Perciformes, Nototheniidae. The record is from RefSeq and is a predicted model, not a curated record. The coding region runs from base 118 to 873 and encodes 251 amino acids.